Molecule: messenger RNA, 1804 nt
Organism: Impatiens glandulifera
Lineage: Eukaryota; Viridiplantae; Streptophyta; Magnoliopsida; Ericales; Balsaminaceae
Product: probable sphingolipid transporter spinster homolog 2
Exons: 16
Coding region: 57-1607 (516 amino acids)
Biological process (GO): transmembrane transport
Cellular component (GO): membrane
Molecular function (GO): transmembrane transporter activity
Source: RefSeq, a predicted model, not a curated record
AUUAGAGAUCAGUCUCAUUCAUUCUUCUUCGAUUUGUUUUCUUUGUUUACGUACUAAUGAGGAACGAAGAACAAUCAAUAAGUUCAGUACCGGAGGAAGAAGCAGCUGCCCGCCCUCCCACCGCAGUUCCAAUUGAUUUCACGGCGACAAAUCAUCUGAAUCCUUCCUGGUUCACUCCCAAAAAGUUACUGGUAAUCUUUUGCGUGAUUAACUUGUUAAAUUAUGUGGAUCGAGGGGCAAUAGGAAGUAAUGGUGUAAAUGGCAAUAAGAGAAUUUGCACAAAAAGUACUGGUAUAUGCACACCUGGAACUGGAAUUCAGGGUGAUUUUAAGUUGAACAACUUUGAAGAUGGUAUUUUAUCUUCUGCCUUCAUGGUUGGACUUUUGGUGGCAUCUCCAGUUUUUGCAUCCUUCGCAAAAAGUGUUAAUCCAUUCAGGCUAAUUGGAGUGGGGCUAUCUGUUUGGACAGUAGCCAUAGCUGGUUGUGGUUUUUCAUUUGAUUUUUGGUCCAUCAUGAUCUGCCGAAUGCUAGUUGGUGUUGGUGAAGCUUCUUUUAUUAGUCUUGCUGCUCCAUUCAUUGAUGAUAAUGCUCCUGCUGACAAGAAAACAGCUUGGCUUGGAGUGUUUUAUAUGUGCAUACCAGCUGGAGUUGCAGUAGGCUAUGUAUAUGGAGGACUGAUUGGAGAACAUCUUGGUUGGCGUUAUGCAUUCUUUGGGGAGGCUAUUGUAAUGCUUCCAUUUGCUGUACUGGGUUUUAUUAUGAAGCCUUUGCAGUUGAAAGGUUUUGCCUAUGAUAGACCAAUGGUGCCAUUAAGAGACAUGUUGAAAGAAGUCACUAGAGAUGAUGAGGCUGUUAAAGUUGGUGACACACCCAUGUGGGAGAAGUUCAAAUGCAGUUGCAUCAGUUCUUCUCAAUUAUCUGUGUUUCUGAUAGACAUGAAAGCGCUUUUGGUGGAAAAGGUUUUUGUUGUAAAUGUUCUAGGUUACAUAGCAUAUAAUUUUGUGAUAGGCGCAUAUUCAUAUUGGGGACCGAAAGCUGGAUAUAAUAUAUAUCACAUGACCAAUGCAGAUUUGGUCUUUGGAGGGGUUACUGUUGUUACUGGAAUACUGGGAUCAGUGGCCGGGGGGUAUAUUUUAGAUCACAUGACAUCAACAAUUUCCAAUGCUUUUAAGCUCCUUUCUACAGCAACAUUCUUAGGGGCAGUAUUGUGUUUCUCUGCAUUCUGUUUUAAGAGCUUGUAUGUUUUUCUAGUUCUUUUUGCUAUUGGAGAACUGCUAGUAUUUGCCACUCAGGGUCCUGUGAAUUACAUAUGUCUACAUUGUGUAAACCCGAGCUUAAGACCGAUGUCAAUGGCCAUGUCUACAGUCGCCAUUCACAUAUUCGGGGAUGUGCCUUCCUCUCCACUAUUUGGUGUUCUUCAGGAUCAUCUUAACAACUGGAGGAAGACUGCUCUAAUAUUAACCUCAAUUUUGUUUCUAGCAGCUGCCAUAUGGUUCAUAGGUAUAUUCCUUCACAGCGUGGAUAGGUUCGAUGAGGUGAAUGAAGUCGACACUGAGACAACAACAGCAACUGAAAGAUCAAACACAAGACAGUUGCUUGAUGAAUAGGAAAUAAUGGAAUCUUCCCAUUUGAUGAAUUAAUGAAUGUCAUAAAAAAAAAUCAUUUAUAAUGAAACAUUCAAAAAAAAAAUUCCAAAAACUUGCCUCUAGGUAUAUGAUAUCAUCAUACCAAUUAUACUUCAUUUUUAUUCUUCCAAAUGUCAAUACAUAGAUCCAAAUUUCAGUUGUAUUUAAUGCUUAUUUUU